AUGUCCCGCCGCUACGAUGAGACGCACUCUAUUACAUCACCAAGCUUCACUGCCAGUCAGGGCAUUCGUUACAUGUCUCACUCAGGGCCGAAGGAACGAACGUUGCUGCACAUAUCGACAUAUUCGUCCACCUGCCACAUCAAUUCGUGGCCACACCCAUUGAAGUUACCCAUCCCGGUCUGGCCUACCUUUUGGACCCCGGAUAUCAGUUCCUCGUCAAUGCCCCUGGAAAAAACCAUCCGAUGGCAGCCCAAUGACAUGGGAAGACGGAACAGCCUUGCUAUUGCACCUUCAUCGGCCGCUAAUCAGCUUCACACUCGUCCAGCAUGCAACCUCACCGGCCGCUUCCCCGUGCAUGACUGA
This is a messenger RNA of Colletotrichum abscissum, 363 nucleotides long. RefSeq lists its product as uncharacterized. Lineage: Eukaryota; Fungi; Ascomycota; Sordariomycetes; Glomerellales; Glomerellaceae. Bases 1 to 363 code for a protein of 120 amino acids. The transcript has a single exon. The record is from RefSeq and is a predicted model, not a curated record.